UGCCGGUUGCCUAUUAUACGUGCUAUUUUUUUUCACGUCACACAGGACGCUUUGCGGUGAAAUUAUCGAGUGGUUCGAUCUUUGACGUUUAAAUGGUCAUUCGGCUCAGGUGGAUAAUGUCGGUUCAGAUAGUGCGGUUGAAUUGAAAACGCGUUUUAGUCCGAUCGUGUGCGGCGAAAAUAAUCGUCACGUCGAUUCACCUGAAACUUGUAACGAUAAGCGUGGGAAAAUGAGGAGAAAGAAUGAGGAGAAAAAAUGAUUUGUGAAACUGUGACGACGAUACGACGAUGUGAAAUGUAUAGUGUGUACGUUGACGGUGCUGUUCUUGUUCAUGUUUGAUGCUAUUUUUUUUUUUUGUUUUUUGUUUUUGAAAUUUUUUUAUUCUGGUGUCGUUUGAGAUAUCGAGAUAGCCGAUCUCUGAUUGUUUACCCGAUUUGGAUUACCUGAACACACACCUCGCACGGACACCACGUUCAAAGGUGAGCAGACGAAGCCGCGGCGCGACUCACACCGACGCAACUAACGGCAGAAUUGAAGGGAUGUACCGAAUCUCCUAAUUCUGCAGGUGUGGACGCGGAGACGCCGAAGAAACGAGGGAGCGAGGGGGGGGGUGGAGCUCGUAGCCCGAGAAGUCGAUAGGAAUCGGAAUGAUGAGCUAGCGCGAUGAGGAGAUCGUGGCAGCAUUCGCUGCUGGCCUGGCCAUGGGCCUGGCUCUGGAUCGCCCUGGCGACGACUCCGGGUUCCCUGCCGUCGAGCGGGACGUCGGCUAACACCGCGUCGACGGUUUUCGAUCCUUCCGCGACCACUCCGUCGACGAAUGGCCGUUCGCUAACGGCGAAGGAGUUCCAGUUCACGCGACCCCUCUACAACGUCUCCAUUCCCGAGAACUCGGUCGGCAAGACUUUCGUUCUACCCGACGAAAAGAUGGGAAUCAAUUUGAACGAGGGCGGCGACGCCAUAGCGGAAAUUAAGUUCAAAAUAGUGGGCGGUGAUAGGGAUAAGUUUUUCAAAGCCGAGGAGCGUAUCGUCGGCGAUUUUUGUUUUCUUUUGAUAAGGACUCGAACCGGUAACGUGGACGUUUUGAACCGCGAGCGCAAAGAUCGUUACGUGUUGGAGGUACGGGCCACAUCGACGAAACGCGAUGGAAAAAACAGACUGACCACGGUCCUCGAGGCGGACACCACCGUCGUCGUCACCGUCCUCGACACCAACGAUCUGAGCCCCCUGUUCUAUCCCACCGAAUACGAGGAGACGGUCCCCGAGGACACGCCCUUGCACCGCGGCAUCCUCAAGGUGAUCGCCGAGGACGCCGACCUCGGUAGAAACGGGGAGAUAUACUACAGCUUCGCCGAGGAGAACGAACAGUUCGCGGUGCACCCGGUCAGCGGGGUGAUCACCCUGACGCGACCACUGAGGUACGCGGAGAGGGCUCUCCACGAGUUGAACGUACUAGCCGAGGACCGGGGAACUCUCGUCAGGGGCGGAGGCGCCUCGCGGGCGAGUACGGCCAAGGUGACGAUAAAAGUGCGUCAGGUGAAUCUUCACGCGCCCGAGAUUUACGUCCACCAUUUACCCGACGUUCUGGAACACUCGAACGCGGACAUUUACGCGAUCGUCCGUGUGGUGGACCGGGACGAAGGCGUUCACGGAGAAAUAGCGAGCCUCGAAAUCGUAGGCGGCGAUCCCGACGGACAUUUCAGGGUGCGGCAAGCGGAACACGGAAGCGGCGGCGGGAGCGGUAGAUCGGGGGAGUACAACAUCGAGAUCCUUCGUCUCCUCGAUCGCGAGACGGCUCCCCAGGGCUACAACCUGACCCUGAGAGCCGUCGACCGUGGAGUGCCUCAGAGGUUCAGCUAUAAAUCGGUACCCGUGCGUCUCACUGACCUCAACGACAACCCGCCGAUAUUCAACCGCGAGAUAUACGAAGUUAAGGUACCGGAAACCGCCCCCGUCAACACCCCCGUGAUAAGGUUGAAAGUGACCGAUGCCGACGAGGGUAAAAACGCGUUGGUCUUCCUCGAGAUCGUCGGUGGCAACCAGGGUGGGGAAUUCUAUAUAAACGCCGACACCGGGAUGCUAUACACCGCGGUCCCCCUCGACGCCGAGAAAAAAGCGUUGUACACGCUCACCGUGUCCGCUAUCGACCAGGGAAACGCCGGGACGAGAAAACAGUCCUCCGCCAAGGUGAAAAUCAACGUUGUGGACACCAACGACAACGACCCGAUAUUCGAGAAUUCCUCGAUGCUGGUGUGGUUGGACGAGAACGAGCCAGCCGGCACCUCGGUGAUCAAAGUCACGGCGAAAGACAGGGACUCAGGCGAGAACGCCUACAUUUCGUACAGCAUCGACAACAUAAAAAAAGUACCCUUCGAGAUCGACCCGUUCUCCGGUGUGGUGAGAACCAAGCAGUUGCUCGACUACGAGACCAUGAAAAGGGACUACGUCCUCCACGUGCGGGCGAGCGACUGGGGCCUGCCUUAUCGUCGUCAGACGGAAAUGCAGUUGCGCGUCAAGCUGAGGGACGUGAACGACAAUAGGCCGCAAUUCGAGAAGGUGGAUUGCACGGGACACGUGCCCAGGUACGUGCCAAUCGGCUCGGAGAUCAUCACCGUAUCGGCGAUCGACUUCGACGCCGGGAACAUAAUCAGUUAUCGCCUGGUGUCCGGCAACGAGGACGGCUGCUUCUCCCUCGACUCGACCAGCGGAGUUCUUUCCGUCGCCUGCGACCUGAUGGACGUCAGAAUGGCGGAGAGAGAGGUCAAUCUGACCGCCACCGACGGCACCCACUUCGCGGACGUCACGCGGGUCCACAUCCAUCUCGUGAACGCGAAGCGUAACCUCGGGUCGCAGGGUAGAAUCUUGAGCGACGCGACUGGUGCCUUCGAAUGCAGGGACACGGGGGUGGCGAGGAGACUGACGGACGCCAUCGCUUCGGCGGAAAAGAACAACAUGCCCAGUCGGGACGACGAGUACGCGAUGAUGCCCAGUCGUUACGGCGACAACGUUCACGCUCCCGAGUUCAUCGACUUUCCCAAUGAGAUAAAGGUCAACGAGUCGGUGGCGAUCGGGACGACCUUGGUGAGACUGAGGGCGAGGGACCGGGAUCUCGGGUACAACGGGAAGUUGAUAUACGGGAUAUCGGCGGGAGAUCGCGACUCCGUCUUCCGUUUGGAUCCGGACUCGGGGGACCUGAACGUUAUCAGUUCCCUGGACCGUGAAAAGGAGAACGAAUACUUCCUGAACGUGAGCGUUUACGAUCUCGGGAAACCUCAGAAAUCGGCCUCGAGAAUGUUGCCCAUAACGGUGCUCGAUGUCAACGACAACGCGCCGAAAUUCGAAAAAUCCCUGGCCAGCUUCAAAAUCACGGAAAACGCGUUGAACGGCACCAACGUAUUCAGAGCGAACGCGACGGACGCCGACCUCGGUGAGAACGCGAGGGUCUCCUACUCCCUCGCUACCGAAACCGGCAAUUUCAGAGUCGAUCCGACCACGGGUGUUCUCAGCGUAUUCGGUAAACUGGACCGCGAACGUCAGGAACUCUACGAAUUGCGUAUCAGAGCGAGCGACAACGGAGGGGUCGGUACCGACGAACAUCCGCUCCACUCGGAGGCUCUGGUUCGCGUCACGGUGGACGACGUCAACGACAACGCGCCAAAAUUCGCCCUGCCCAGCUACACCGUGAAGAUACGCGAGGACGUUCCCGUUUGGAGCGUCGUGGCUGUCGUCACCGCGACGGAUCCGGACGAGGGACCGGGCGGAGUCGUCGAGUAUUUCCUCGGCGACGCGAUCCUCGACGGCGAAGGAUUUUUCAAAGUCGACAGAGUCUCGGGAACGAUAAGAACCGCGCAGCCCUUGGACUUUGAGGAAAGGCAGGUCCACAGUCUGUCCGUCGUGGCGAGAGAUCGCGGCGAGCCCUCGAUGUCCACCGAAACGACGGUCAUCGUCGAAAUCGUGGACGUGAACGAGAAUCUCUACGCGCCAGUGUUCGACGAUUUCGUCGUAUCCGCAUCCGUCAUGGAAAAUCAACCGAUCGGCACCCUCGUUACGACGGUCAGGGCGACGGACGCCGACGCCCUCGGAGGAGACUCGAGGGUCAGCUACAGCAUCCGAGGAGGUGACGGGAUCGGAAUUUUCUCCAUCGACGAACAAGGGAACAUAAAGACCAAGGCGAUCCUCGACGUCGAGACGAAAAGUGGAUACUGGCUAACCGUUUACGCCCAGGAUCACGGAGUCGCACCGCUCAACGCCAAGGUCGAGGAACUUAUCGAGCCGAUGUUCGCGCAGGUUUACGUAGCGGUACUCGACGAGAACGACAACACACCGUUGACGGAAUUGCCCGUUUAUUACCCGACCGUUCCGGAGAAUUCACCGGCCGGAGUCACCGUGGUACAGGUCCGAGCGUUCGAUCGCGACGUUUCGCACCAGAGACUCACCUUCGCCAUCACCGGAGGCAACCCCGAGGGCUUCUUUCUCGUCAACUCCACGACCGGUCUCAUCACGACGAGCGGCAGAAAACUCGAUCGCGAAAACCAGGCCGAACACAUCCUCGAGGUGACGGUUAGAGACAACGGGAAACCGCCCCUGGCAUCUACGACUCGGGUAGUGGUGGAAGUCGAGGACGUUAAUGACCAUGGACCAGAGUUUGAGCAAAAGUUCUACACCGUCCAGAUACCGGGAUCGCCUAAGGUCGACAAGCCGUUGUUUCAGAAAUCGAAGAAUCGAACGCGGGAUCUCGAGCUCACGGUCGAUGCGUUCCCUGAAAAUGGAACUUGGGAGACUUUUAGCCCAGACAGCUUGUCAGGAGAUCAUUUAUUGAGGGUCUUGGCGAACGACAGGGACGUCGGAGCGAACGGAGAGAUCCAGUACAGCAUCAAAGGCGGACGGGGCAAAGGGAAAUUCAAGAUCCAUCCCACCACCGGAAUGGUCUACUCCCAGCGCGGGUUUGAGGCCGGCCAGGAGUACGAGCUCAUGAUACGAGCCGUUGACGGCGGAGAGCCGCAACGCAGUCAUCAGACGAGGGUCUCGGUUCAAGUUAUCGAGGCGCCGAAGGAUUCCGCGGCUAUUCCGGUCUUCCAAACGACGAAUCAGAGCGCGGAAGUCACGGAGAGCGAUCAGGUCGGCUUCCUCGUAGCUCUCGUUCAGGCGCACGACAAGGACGGCAACGCGUUGUGGUACGACAUCGUCGACGGUGAUAAGCGUGACGAAUUUUUCAUCGGCCGUGACAACGGAAACGUUUUACUCGCGAAGCAACUGGACUGGGAGACUCAGAACCGGUACAAUUUGACGAUCAGCGUGACGGACGGGGUCAACACCGUGUACACGCAGCUCUUCGUCACCGUGAUCGACAUAAACGAUCACCGACCGGUAUUCACCGAAAAUGUUUACCGUAUCGAUAUUUCGGAGAACGUCGCCAAGGGCGAGAAGAUCCUCCAGCUCCACGCCACCGACAAGGACGAAGACAAGAAGGUAUUCUACAGCCUCCACGCGGCCCAAAAUCUUGAUUCUCUCGAGAUCUUUCACGUCGAUUCCGUCUCGGGAGUUAUGACCCUCAACGAACCCCUCGACCGCGAAACAACCGAGGAACACGUACUCACGGUUAUGGUCAAGGAUCAGGGGACCCCGGCGAAACGCAACUACGCCAGGGUUAUCGUUACCGUUCACGAUCACAACGAUCACGCGCCGGAAUUCACCAGCGAGAUAAUACAGGGUAAGGUCUACGAGACCUCGCCCGUGGGAUCCGCGGUCGUCCAGGUGGUCGCUAUCGAUCGAGAUCGCGGCGAUAACGCCAAAAUAACGUACUCGAUAACAUCUGGAAACGUCGGGAACGUAUUCAGCAUAGAUCCGGACCUCGGUCUGGUGACGAUCGCGAGAGAACUGGACCUGGGCGUCACGUCCGAGUACAUAUUGCUGGUGAAGGCGACGGACCACGGAUCCCCGGCUCUGAUGAACACGGUGCCCGUCCACGUGAUGGUCACCAUGGCGGACAACGCGCCACCGAGAUUCCUCCACCGAGAGCUGGCCGCCGAGAUUUACGAGAACCAGCAGACGGGGACGUACGUGAAACACGUGGAGGCGCGGAGCACGUCUUCGCUGCAGUUCGAACUUCGCGAAGGAAACGUGGGGGACACGUUCUUCGUCGAUCCGAGCACGGGCGUUAUAACGACGAAAAAUCAAUUGGAUUACGAGGAGAGGAAAUUCUACAACCUCACCAUCGCCGCGACUAACAUGGCAGCGGCGACCGCCUUCUGCAACGUCAUCGUUCACGUACUCGACAAAAACGACAACGCCCCGCGAUUUCUGCAGGCCCUCUACAGCGGCGAAGUUAGCGAAGCGGCGGCGAUCGGAUCCCUGGUCCUGACAAACGGCAGUUCGCCGCUCGUCAUAAAGGCAAAAGACGCGGACUCCGAAUUGAACGCACUCCUCGACUACGACAUCGUCGAGGAUCUACCGCGGAAGUACUUCCACAUCGAUUCCAGUACAGGCGCGAUACGAACGAUUAUGGUCCUUGACCACGAGACUAUACCGGAAUUCGUAUUCCACGUGAAAGUCUCCGACCUGGGCAGGCCCAAGCUCUCGUCGGAGACGAUCGCUACGGUGAAGAUAUCGGUCAGCGACGUCAACGAUUCCCCGCCGAGGUUCACCCAGAACGAGUACAACGUCACGCUUCUUCUGCCCACCUACAAGAACGUCGCAGUCCUCAGGGUGAACGCUACCGACCCCGACAGCUCCGGAGGUUCGAAUUUGCGCUACGACAUCAUCGACGGUGACAAAAAUCAUGUCUUCGCGAUGGACUCCGAGUCGGGGGUCGUCACCGUUGACAAUCCGGAUCAGCUUAGGGCGAGCUAUUUGUUGCACAUUCGCGUUUCGGACGGAAAGUAUUCGAGCGUUACGCAGGUGAACGUGAUCGUCGAAAAGUCCGAAAAUUCGGGCUUAGUUUUUCAAAAGACUACCUACGAGGGAACCAUUUUGGAGAACUCAACGAAGGUGACCACCGUCGCGGUCGUGAACGUCCUGGGCAGUGCGCUCAACGAACACGUCGUUUUCACGAUACUGAACCCCACGGAGAUGUUCGAAAUCGGUACCACCUCCGGAGCCAUAAGAACCACCGGCGUCAGAUUCGACAGGGAGGUACGCGACAACUACGAGCUUAUCGUCGAAGCGAUGAGUCAGAUGCUCGACAGAGAAAAGCCCCGAGUCGCCCACGUAAUCGUCAACGUCACGAUACUCGACAUGAACGACAACUGCCCGAUGUUCGUAAAUCUUCCCUACUACGCGGUCGUGUCCGUCGACGCCCAGAAGGGUGACGUUAUAACCAAGGUACACGCUAUCGACAUGGACAGCGGUGACAACGGGGAGGUGCGCUACGAGUUGAAAAAAGGUCACGGAGAGUUGUUCAGAGUUUGUAGGAAGACCGGAGAGAUAUCGCUGAAGCAAAACCUGGAGGGUCACAACCGCGAGUACCAAUUAAUGAUAGCCGCGCUCGACGGUGGAAUAACACCUUGCUCGAUUGAGGUACCCGUGAACGUUAAAGUUAUCGACAAAUCCAUGCCGGUAUUCGACAAGCAAUUUUACACGGACAGUGUGCUCGAAAGCAUCGAAGUUCAUUCUCCGUUAGCCCUUUCAAUUCAAGCAGAAUCGCCGUUGAAUCGCAAGCUCAUUUAUAGCAUCGUCCGAGGAAACGACUUUGAAGAAUUUGCGUUGGACUUCAACACGGCCCCCGACAGUAACAAUGGUCCUUGUGUAAUCUAUGUGGUGGAUGAACUGGAUUACGAGCAAAAGAAACAGUACGAGUUAACGGUGCGAGCCACGGACAGCGUGUCAGGAGUUUACGCCGAGGUCCUCGUCAGCAUCCUCGUCCUUGACGUCAACGAUUGCCCUCCGGAAUUCACCCAAGAUUCUUAUAAUAUAUCCGUAUCCGAGGCAGCGCCAUUCGGCACAUCGAUCUUACGCGUGAAUUCCAGAGAUAAUGACACGGGUAUAAACCAAAAAGUCAGAUACGCUAUUCAAAAUGACACGGAGAACAGCACCGAGUUUUUCCAUAUAGACCCCGAGGAGGGUGUCGUCUAUCUCAAGAGAUCACUGGACCACGAAAAGCACAGUUCUCAUCAUUUCACCGUCCUCGCCGUGGACCGAGGUGUUCCGAGUUUAUCCAGCACAGCUCAUGUUUGGGUGACGGUCGUAGAUAUGAACGACAAUCCACCGAUAUUCGAACAGAUUUCGUACACUUGUUCGCUCUCGGAACACGCGGAGCGAGGACAAUUCGUGACCGUCGUCUCUGCGGGUGAUCAAGACUUCGUUGACGAGUCGGGAUUGGUGUACACGAUCGUCGGUGGCAAUGAUCAGCAGACUUACACCAUCGACCCGAACACUGGAAUAAUUUCAUUGAUAAACAUGCAGAACUUUGGCGAUCAGAAAAUGACCUUGCUAAACGUAUCCGUCAGCGAUGGGGUCUACACAAGCUUCGCGAGGGUGAAAAUCGAAAUACUGCCAGCGAACAGGCAUAAUCCAAAGUUUCCGAAUCCCCAGGUGGAAGUUACGGUAUUGGAAAAUCAACUUCCCGGAAGACUAGUUACGAACGUCAUAGCGGAUGACGAAGACUUCGGAGACUACGGCACCGUCACCUAUUCCAUACCGUCAGAGCUCAUGAGGGAAAUAUUCUACAUCAAUAAAUUAACCGGGGAAAUCGUGACGAAAAGGAAGCUCGAUCGCGAGAGCCAGAAGGUCUACGAGCUACCAGUCAUGGCCACGGACGGUGGUGGAAAAUCUGGAUUCGUUAUGGUCAGGGUCAAAGUUGGGGAUGAAAACGACAACUCUCCGAUAUUUUUACUCAAGGAGUAUAAGGCCACCAUACACAGCAACCUCUCGGUGAAUACGGUCUUCCUGAGGGUCAAGGCGUUGGACGCCGACGAAGACGACGCGGGUAAAAUCGAGUAUUCGAUAUACGAUAAGCAAAAUUCUGACGCGAAGGAUAUCUUCGGGAUUAAUGCAGAAACUGGUGCAUUGUUCUUGAAAAAGAGCGCGCUUCCUCGAGAAAAUCAACUGUUUCAAUUAUUCAUUAGAGCCGAAGACAAAGGAGCUAUUUCCCAUUACGCCGAUGUUCCCCUCAACAUUUACAUCGUCGGCCCACAAGACGUCCCACCUCUCUUCGAACGAAAAGAAGACAAGUUCUUUAUUUCCGAGGCUUCUCCCGCGGGAACUCUGAUUACUCGCUUGAAAACAGUUACUAACAGUACGGUCGUUUAUAGAAUAAUAUUGGGUCACGAUAACGUCUCACCUUUCGCUGUAGACGGAAAUGGUCAGAUAACGCUGGCUAAUCCUCUGGAUCGUGAACUCAAAGAUAGUUAUCUAAUUGGAGUCUUAGCUGAAACAGAAUCUAGUCCGCCUCUCACAGCUUUGGCCGAGAUUUCCCUUCAAGUACUGGACGAGAACGACCACGCUCCCAUGUUCGAGAGUAAUCCCUACUCUAUCAAUCUUGCGGAAAAUAUCGACGAGGGGAGUUCUAUUUUAAAAGUAAUCGCUCACGACAGCGACCUUGGGAGCAACGGUGAAGUCCGAUACUCGUUUGGAUCGGACAUCGGAGAACUUGCCAACGUCUUCACGGUCGAUGCCUACACUGGCUGGAUCUCAACGUUGAUUCAACUCGACAAAGAACAGCAGUCCGAGUACAAGUUUCAGGUAGUCGCGACAGACAACGGAAAUCCCAAACAUUUUGCGAGAACAUCGGUGCACGUCAAACUGAAAGACUACAACGAUAACCCGCCGGUAUUCGCUGACGAUCAUUACGACGCCACCGUCAAGGAAGAUGCUCUUCCAGGUACGGUUGUCGUCAAACUUGUUACCAACGACAGAGACGCUGAUCUCAAUACUCCCGUGGAAUUCUACAUCACAUCGGGGGACCCGAGAUCCCAAUUUCAAAUAAGGUCGACUGGCGAAGUCUACGUAGCGAAAAGUCUGGACAGAGAAAUGAUAAGUCGCUACGAACUGAACGUGAUCGGCACCGAUGGCAAAUAUGUUUGCGAGACAAAAGUGGCGAUAGAAAUUACGGACGUUAACGACAAUCCUCCUUACUGCCUGCGAUAUCGAUACAGAGAGGUCUUAUCGGAAGGUUCGCAUCCCGGAACAUACGUGCUCACGGUAUUGGCAACGGAUUACGACGACGAGCCGAACGCAAAAUUGCGAUUCUAUUUAACCGGCGAGAACAACGAGAAAUUCUCAUUGGACAAGGAAAACGGCGUUCUCAAGAUCGUUGGUCAAUUGGACAGAGAGACGCAGGCAAAAUAUUCUCUCACAGCCCACGUGCAAGACAGGGACAAGCCCUCUUGGGAAUGCUCGUCGCAAUUGGAAAUUCUAGUAUCGGACCUGAACGACAACGCGCCAAAAUUCACGAUGCAAUCCUAUAGCGCAACUCUUCCCGAAGAUGUGGAAGUCGGCACCUUGGUCACCAAGGUACACGCGACCGAUGACGAUAUCGGUAUUAACCGAAAGGUCAAGUACGAAUUCAUCGACUCAGCAGACGGGCAUUUCUUAAUAGCCGCGGACAGUGGCAUUGUGACACUCGCCAAGCCCCUCGACAGAGAGACGAAGGCAAUGUACAACGUUACAAUCCAGGCCCUCGAUCAAGGCACGCCUCAACUCGUCGGGGUCGCCACCCUGAUUAUCAACGUUCAGGAUAUCAACGACAACCCCCCGGAAUUCGCCUCCAAAUUUUACUUCGCACGAGUGCCCGAAAUCGAUGCCGUGGGCACCGAAGUCGCCAGGGUUCUUGCGACUUCGAAGGACACCGGGGUCAACGCUGACGUUUACUAUUCCAUAGUGGGAGGAAACGAGCACAAGAAGUUCCAGAUCGACACUCAAACAGGCGUCAUCACGAUAGCUGAACAACUUGACUACGAAAGGGCUCGCGAUUACUUCCUCACUAUCCAAGCGAUCGACGGCGGUAUACCGCCGCUGAGUAAUCACGCCACCGUCAAUAUCACUGUUACGGAUACCAACGACAACGCACCGAUCUUCAGCCAAGUUUCCUACAGUGCUCGGAUACGAGAGGAUGCCAGAAUCGGUGAUAAAAUAUUACAGAUAUUUGCAAACGACUUGGAUAGCGGUGAAAAUGGCAAUGUAUCGUACUCCAUCGAACGGGGGGACCGACAAAAACAAUUCUCCAUCGACGAGAGAUCCGGAUAUAUAUCUGUUGCAGCACCACUUGAUCGCGAAAUGAUUUCAAACUACGUCUUGGAGGUCCACGCUAAAGAUAACGGUAUUCCCAUGCUGAUGAGCUUCGUGAUGGUCAACAUUGAGAUUUCCGACGCGAAUGACAACCCCCCUCUAUUUGCCCAAUCUAAUUACACCGCAGUUGUGCAGGAAGAUAAACCCCUCGGUCACAUCGUAUUACAAUUUGGCGUUACUGACGCGGAUACGUCGCCCAACGCGGACCCCUACACUUUCGACUUUAGAUCCGGUAACGAAGGGGAUGCUUUUCGCUUGGAGCAGGAUGGAACUUUGAGGACAGCAACAAAAUUCAACAACAGAGUAAAGGAUAAAUAUCUUCUACACAUUCGAGUAUUCGAUAAUGGUAGUCCACCGCUAUACUCUGAUGCCUGGGUAGUCAUAAAAGUUAUCGAAGAGUCUCAAUAUCCACCGGUCAUUACACCCUUGGAGAUAAUAGUGAACUCUUACAUGGACGAGUUUCCGGGUGGUAUCAUUGGUCGGAUUCAUGCAACCGAUCAAGACCAGUACGAUACCCUGUCUUUCGGUCUGAUACCUUCAUCUUCCGGCCCGAAUACUGAUCUCUUCCAACUGGACAGUGUCGAAGGAACUCUGGUCGCACUACCCAGACUGGAUGUUGGUGAAUAUAGAGUGAACGUCAGCGUGACGGAUGGAAAAUUCUAUUCGUAUUCGAUCGUAAAAGUGAACGUUGAACUAGUCUCUGAAAGAAUGUUGGAGAAUUCGGUAAUAGUCAGGUUUAGGGAAGUGAGUCCGGAGGAUUUCAUUUUGAGCCAUCGCAAGGGUUUUAUCCGGACUGUCCGUAAUGCCAUGAAUUGCAGACUGAAAGAAGUUAUUAUAAUAAGUGUGCAACCGUCCGCGGAUGAAGCAAAUGUCAUUAAAUCCCGAGCAAUUCGCCAGGCAGUUCACCACGAUCUUGAUGUUUUAUUCGCGGUUCGUAAGGCUCAGACAUUAUUGGGCACGGCAGGCUUUUAUUCGUCAGAAAGCAUCCGAGAAGCCCUCAACCAACAUAUCGAAGAAUUAGAAGAGUCAACAAAGCUGGUGGUCGAAGAGAUUGUUAGAUUUAAAUGCAACAAGGGAUAUUGCGUCUAUGGAGAGUGUCACGACAAAAUAAAUUUGGACACGGUUCAAAUUACUCCUAUUGCUACCGACGUUACAAGUUUUGUCUCGCCGCGACAUAAGCACAAAAUGGAGUGCAGCUGUAAGGAGGGAUAUGCCGGGAAUCACUGCGAGGUUGUAGUAAAUGAAUGCGCCAGAGAUCCUUGUCCACUAUUCAAAGUCUGUGUACCAGAUUCUUCUAUACAAGGCUAUUCCUGCCAAUGUCCCGAGGGAUUUGCGGGACAAACUUGUGACAUUGACAUAUCGAAAUGUCACGAUGAAUCCUGCUAUAUUCCUCGAAAUCCCAUUUCAUUCAGCGGUAAAAGUUAUGCUCGUUACAAGGUAGACAAAGCAUUGAUAAAGGAAACAAUCGAGGACGGCCUUAGUCUCUCUUUACGAAUAAGGACCAUGCAACCAACCGGCAAUCUGAUGUAUGCAGCUGGUAAAGUUGACUACAACAUUCUGGAAGUGGUAAACGGGGUAGUGCAGUAUCGCUUCGAUCUUGGGAGCGGCGAAGGCCUGGUCAGGGUGAGCAGCGUUUAUGUAAGCGAUGGACAAUGGCAUGACAUUCAACUGGAGAGGGAGAAUAAUAACGCCCAUGUCACCGUCGAUGGAAAACACGUCGCUCAUGGGGCAGCGCCAGGAUUUGAUGAUAUACUGAAUUUGCAGUCUGAUGAUUUAUAUUUAGGAGCAGAAGUAAGACAGCACCCUUCAAUACUAGGAUUCGAGGAUGUGCAACGAGGAUUUAGCGGAUGCAUGGACGACGUCAGAAUUGCAAGAGUAUCUGUACCUCUUCACAUGAGCGGUGCCAGCAGUGUUGCUGUCCUGAAACGUUUUGCCAAUGUUGAGUUCAGCUGUGACUCUGCAGCACUAAUGAUUCCACCCGGAGUAUGCGGUUCCCAACCAUGCCAAAACGGUGGAACUUGUAAAGAGCUCGGGGGCGAUAGUUACGAAUGUCAGUGUCACGGAAGAUUCACAGGUCUUGCAUGCGACAUUGACACAGAUCCGUGUGCUUCGGCACCUUGCUUGUACGGUGGACGAUGUAAGGUAGUUGUUGGGGGUGGUGAUUUCACAUGCGAUUGCGCCAGUCCAAAUCUGAGUAGAAAGCGAUGCGAAUAUGGGAGAUAUUGCAAUCCGAAUCCAUGCAUCCACAGCGAGGUUUGCGAAGAGGGGAACAAUGGUCCAAUCUGCAAGUGUCACGGAUUUACGGGGGCGCGAUGUGAGACUGAUAUCAACGAAUGCGACACCAGGCCUUGCACUAACGGAGGCACCUGCAUCAAUGAAGUAGGAUCGUACAGGUGUAUUUGCCCUCCAAAUAUGACCGGAUUGAACUGCGGGAACCCUGCUUAUUCGACGCCAAUAAUGUCCAGUACUUUCAACAUUACCUGGGAGCAACUGCUGUGGAUCAGUAUAGCUAUUCUUCUAAUUGUGUCCAUAUUAUUAAGUGUAUGCUUAACUUAUCGGAGAAUCAGGAUCAAACGUACCAGAGCCAGAGCGAACAACAUAAACAACGAGACACGAAAACAAAUCGUCCUGAAUUCUGCGAGACCACAUGAACAUGAAUUCAAACGUAGCUCAAAGCUGAGCAACUUGGAAGUGAUACAGAGAGAACCCCCCCAGUGUCCUCCUCGUCCAGCCUCCUACACCCCUAGUUCUAACAAUGAGCCCGCACCCUAUAGCAACUCCGCUGCGCUCGCUCUAAAUAACUUGGAUACGCUACGAAGUUAUGGUAGUGCUGGAGACGAAUUGGAAAACUUCCCUCCCGAUUACCUGAGAAACCUGAACCGCAGUACCCCUUUACCUCCCCCUACCCUCACAAACCCCGUUGGCGGAAAUGCCACCGGCAGUGAUACGGAUAGUUUACACAAGUCCACCUGGCAGGAGCAAAUGCAUCUAGCAUCCUUCAUCACAGAUACCACGAAAAUCAAGAAUGACCUGAAACGAGCGAGUCCAGCGGUAUCAGAGCUGACCGUUGGAGGACUUCUACUGAAUACCCGACGCGGACCUCACGCUGGAGGAGCAUCGAUAGCUUCUCUCUCCUCCAUUGAAGAUGAUCCUCGUAUAGUAGGUGGGUAUCACUGGGACUGUUCAGACUGGGUCAGGCCAAGCCAGAACCCCCUACCUAACAUCACGGAGGUUCCUGGCAGCGAAGUUCCAGACUCAUCCAGCUUCCACAGCAAUGAGAGCAACGAGUCCAACACUCAUCAGCUACCACCAAUGCAUGGUCCAGUAGAUCCAUCAAGAGAUAUCGUGACCCUGGAUGAGGACCAGGAAUCCGAAUAUGUAGGAGACUCUGAAUGUGGGACAGAAUUUUCGGAACAUAAUUACUGUCCCGAAAGUCAGCGAUUGAAUCCACUGGAUAGUGGGUGUGAAGGAGAGUACAAGUACAAGGACUCCGACAGCUACCUUCGCCAUCCAAAUUCAUAUCUACCCCAUUAUAACAUUCAUACGGAUACGGAGAACGAGACAAAUCCGCUGAACGGGCGUCUUAGUAAUCUGGAAUCUGAUGAAGAAGACGACGUAGUGCCUUAUGGAUUUCCAAGUAGCCGGCGCAACCGAUGCCUGAAAGGAGACGACGUAGACGAAUUGGGUUCUGUGAUAACGACUCUUGAAGAGAGAAAUUCGCUCUUGGGCGGAGGAACCAGCAACAGUGAUCUCUCAACUAAUCUCUGUGAGAUUGACGACUCGGAGUACGAAAUAACGGACCAAAAACAGAACAGUCGUGUAUGGUUACCUGGCAACAGCAUCACGCAAACCUCAGUGUGACGCACAGUGAGUUGUGCUGCUAACGGACUAGACGUGAUCGUGUUUGUGUUCGUUAAAGAAACACUAGUUGUUCUAAAGAACGGAACUUUGUACAUAUUACCCUGAUAGAUAGCUAGGACAGCCCACGAAGGCAUACAUAUAAUAAUAAUAAUAAAAAAUUAAUAUACCAACAUGAUACAAUAUCAGUAGGUAGGUAGGUAGACACUAAUUAUGGCAACACAAUAAUCAGUACCAUAACGCGAUUAUCGUGUAUGAUAAACUGUAGGGCACAUCGAACUUGAUUUGUACUUGAACGGCAGGAAUGCAAACAGCCUUUUCCAAACUCUAUGCUUCCCAACGCAGUUUACGUGAGUAUUGAUCUAUUCUUUCAUGAACGAGAGUUCCGAAUAGCAGUGACUGCAAAUCAACUGCACACGAAAGUUCGCUGCUGCCUUAUUGCGAUCAUACAAUGUUAAUAUGCAACAUUUUGAAGAUUCUUAUGUGUAGCUGGAGCAAGAGUAAAUAUCAUAAACACAGCUAGCUAUUUAAGAAACACUCUCGCAUAUAGUGACAUAUUCAUGUAACAGAUGUUUAGAAGAAGUAAGAACUCAAAGAGAAAUGAAAUUAAUCAUGAUCACGUUGAUAGACCAAUGACUAUAGUUUAAAGAUUUAUAUUAUCCAAAAUGAAGUGUUCUUUACAUUAAACGAUAUACAAUAUCGCAUACAGCUGAGGAUUAUAGGCGUACGGGGAAAAGAAAGAAGGGGAUGAAAUAAGCCGAAUCGCGCGCGUAUUUUUACUCAAUGAUGAUUAGUAAUCAAUAUUAUUUUGAUAAAUUGUAAAUGAACUGAUGAACUACUUAAUAAUAAUCAUAAUAAUAACAAUAAUGACAGGAAUAAUAGUAGUAGCAGUAGUAGUAAUGACAAUGAUAUAAUAAUGAUCAUGGUAAGAAAAUUAAUAAUAAUCAUGAUAGUAAGAUUACUAAUGAUGGUAAUAAUAAUAAUAAUAAUAAUAAUAAUAAUAAUGAUAAUGCAAUUUUAUUACAAUAAUAAUACGACGAUGUGUAAUGAAUUACUUUAACAUUGUAUUACAUUGUAUGGUAUAGGAAAAUAAUUGAAUUACCCUGGUGGCGACGUGCCAUUGUAUCACAGGCGGUAUGCGUAUGCGUGAAUAAAACACUACUGUAUUGAAUGCACAAGUUUCUAAUUAAGAAAAGAUAUAAAAUAUUUUUACUGUGAUGAUAAUAAUGUUUGUACGAAGAUAGAAAAAAAAUGAAAAGUACACUAUAUGACGUCUUGUAUAAUAAUCACAAUGUUAAUAAUCUAACAUUUUAUAACUGAAUAAUUAAAACUACUGCGGCGGAAAAUGUUCCUCGCCUGUUGACUACCUAUAAAAUUAUAGAAUUUGAGUAAUUCAUUCAUUUCAUUUCGUGUAACUCCGUACACCUAUUUGUAUCAAUAUUUAGCACCAUCCGCCAUCCGGUGGGACAAUUUAUCUAGUUGACGUUUUGGUGCUGCCUAAAAGCUACAUCAUAUUUUAAUUAUUCCAAUGCUCUGAUAAGACUGCACGGUAAUGUAAGCAAUUUGUUGCCGAUCAUUACACCUUUGCUAUAAACAUUGCUUUCAUAACUCGUUAAUUGUAUCAGUAAUCAUUUUAUUCAAGUAUUCUAUCUUAUAUUUUAUACAUUUACGAAUGGACAUUUUGAAACUGCCAGCUCUGAAUGCCAUAUUAAAGAAUGCAUAUUUUUCCAAUUAUACAAAACUACUUUGUUAAGUAUAGGGCUUUACGAUAGAAUGGAUCAGAACAGUUGUAAUGAUGCGUUUUAAUUUUCACCUACUUAUAUUUGCAGAUUUAUGAGGUAGGAGGUACAGAUAAUUGUGUAUAAGAUUUUGUCUUGACAAAUGAAGUUUUAUGUUCCUGGUCUGCAAUAGACGUCAGCUAUUCUCGAUUUGUAUUUAUAGCAAGGAAAUAGACGAGUAAGCUGGAUAUAAAUACUAUCAUUAUAAUAUAACGAAUUGAUAUACAGGGUGAUUUGUUAGUUGGCCAGCAGUAAAUCGCCGACUCUAUUUUUAUAAGUUUAGUUCACUUUGACUAUUUUGAAAUUUUUUUAAUACUUUAUUUUUAUUUAAUUUUGCUUUUUUGCUAUUUUACAUGCCACAGCUGACUGUUACACUUCCAAGCAACCUACGAAUGUAUACCCAUAUAAUGUAUAGUUUCAAAUAAACGUGGAGGAAUAUUCUAUAUUA
Molecule: messenger RNA, 17304 nt
Organism: Athalia rosae (coleseed sawfly)
Lineage: Eukaryota; Metazoa; Arthropoda; Insecta; Hymenoptera; Athaliidae
Gene: kug
Product: fat-like cadherin-related tumor suppressor homolog
Exons: 22
Coding region: 664-15081 (4805 amino acids)
Biological process (GO): homophilic cell-cell adhesion; adherens junction organization; calcium-dependent cell-cell adhesion
Cellular component (GO): plasma membrane; adherens junction; catenin complex
Molecular function (GO): calcium ion binding; cadherin binding
Source: RefSeq, a predicted model, not a curated record